AGGCUGCGGAUUGCAGGCCUGAUCUGUGCCGCCCUUUUAGUCAUCGGAGGGACAACAAGUGCUCCAGACGCUCUAGCAAAGACGAUGACAGUGAAAUCUGAUGCGGAACCUGACGAACCGGUUUCCUUGUGGGAGAAGUUGGAGCAAACAGGAGAUGGGUGGAGUGGAGAUAAAGAGGGGUGGGGUGGGGGAAUUUGGAGGAGGAAACGCGCCAUCCUAGGUCGAUCAGUUCUGUGUUGUAUGUAAAUUCAGUCUGGAGUCAUAUUGGAAUAGAUAUCUACUUUUAGGAGCUUGGUGUUUUGUCUGUACAGGAGAAACGCUUCAAUCAAAUAAAUCUAAACGACAAUGUUGUAAUGAGUGACAUUGAAUAAAAAUUGAUCAUUUUAUUUUUUCAAUUUUAUUUUUAGACGAUUACAGUCAAUAUUCAAUCAGUUUAGUGGCACAUAGUAUUGGCAGUGUGAACUGUGUUCCUGCAUAACAUAAGACAAAUACAUAAUCUUAUAGAAUUGUAACGAAUCGACGUUACGCGUCUCAUGCCGGAGUGAAUCAUCAAAGGGGGAGAAUUUGACAUGUUCGCUCUCGUUAAGCAAACAUGACAGCGACACUCCCCUUCGGACUCGUAGACCUGGCCCAAGAUCAGCCCGACCGAACCACGUCGCUUCGCCCCUAGCGGCUCACGCAACAACUGAAACUGACCUGGGAUCGGGACUCUGGAACUUCCCUUUCGUAAACCGCCUGCCAACCUGUGGAGAAGGGAGUUGACCGACUGAGCGGACAAGAAGACACGAGGCUCAAGUCGCGAGAUCUUCCAUCGGCUAACUUUUUCGUUUGGUUCUGAGUCCAGCGCGUCAAGGGUAAAAUGUCAACAAGCCUGAAGAUGUCCAAGAUCUGUGCUUUGGUGUUCAUGACAUGUAUCUCAAUGGUGUUUGCCGAAGAACAGAAUCACUACCACAGACUGCGUGUUGGAGGUUUGAUUCUUGCAGCUGUCCUUUGUCUCAUCGGCAUUACCAUCCUGUUCAGUGGUCACUGCAGGUGCAAGUUCAAGCAGGACAAAAGGAGGAGGACAGGAAGCAACACUCAGGCAAUGCUCAAUGAUCAAGGUCGCGCCUGUGAUUGCUAGGAGUUGACAAGAAACUUCCUGGAGUCAGAUACUGCAGAAGCGUCAACAUUUGAGGCACAAGUACCUCUACUCGGAGAUUUUCAUUGUUUAGGAAACCAACAGAAAGUUGGAAGGUGUGGGCUUGUUGUGACUGACAACUGCGCUUUCAUGCACUCACAAACACACACUUGCAUUUCAUAACUCUUGUACACAUACUUCAUAGCGCUUUCAUAUCAUUCAGUUGAACUUUUUUUAUUUGUCAUAAUUAUCCAGCAGUUUGCAUUCAAAGCUUGAAUUGAUUAAAGUGAAAGUGGCCUGUUACACAAACCAAGUACCAAAACAGUUCCAUGUAUGUUGUCACGCUAUCCCAAUACUCUGUAUUGUGUGUAAAUAAAAUGUAGAGCUCGACAUUAGUUGGCUACUUUAGGUAGCCUAACGCAUGUUACAUGUAUUCAUGUCAAAUACAUGAAAUACACAUCAUAAUAAUCAUCCAUGGGUUACUAUAUUUCAAGUGAUGUGUUAAUAAAUGAUGGUAAUCUUUUAAUAUUUCUGUUUAGCUUCUUUGAGCAAUGCAGUCGAUGUCACCAUUCAGAAACGUUCAAUUUCAAUUAAAGAAAUGCUGAAAUGAAAA
Syngnathoides biaculeatus (alligator pipefish) is the source of this 1730-nucleotide messenger RNA. Its product is annotated as phospholemman-like. Gene Ontology annotation, cellular component: membrane. NCBI's taxonomy places the organism in Eukaryota, Metazoa, Chordata, Actinopteri, Syngnathiformes, Syngnathidae. Gene Ontology annotation, biological process: regulation of sodium ion transmembrane transporter activity. Gene Ontology annotation, molecular function: sodium channel regulator activity. Bases 860 to 1120 code for a protein of 86 amino acids. The transcript is spliced from 9 exons. The record is from RefSeq and is a predicted model, not a curated record.